Wasmannia auropunctata (little fire ant) is the source of this 1761-nucleotide messenger RNA. Its product is annotated as serine protease 42-like. Gene Ontology annotation, biological process: proteolysis. The coding region runs from base 168 to 1469 and encodes 433 amino acids. The transcript has 6 exons. Lineage: Eukaryota; Metazoa; Arthropoda; Insecta; Hymenoptera; Formicidae. The record is from RefSeq and is a predicted model, not a curated record. Gene Ontology annotation, molecular function: serine-type endopeptidase activity.
AGUAGGGAUUCUGUGGAUGUACAAAGGAAAUCACGAUACUCCACUCAGAGCAGUCAGAGCCGAGCUAUUCGGACGUUGCCGCUCCGAGAGGAAGGUGCUCGAUCACUAUUCGUUGUGUUUCAGUAUUUUCUUCUGGUAAGACCAACCAAGAGACCUUGGCGUUCAUCAUGUGGCGACUGGUUUUCGCGUUGACCUUGGUCGGCACGACUUUGGUAACGGCAUUGCCCGCGGCGCAACAAGAAGGUAGUCUCGACGAUCUCAUCAACAAGGCGUUUCCUAGCACUACCCCUCAGUCGGUACCCCAAAUAGGCGGCGACCUCGACAGCCUCAUCCGAGACGUCUUCAACACCGGAAACGUCAGCACCACCACCUCCAGAAACGUCAUCCUCGGCAAAGAGAAUCAAACGCCCUCGAAACCCGACGACUGCGAAUGCGUGCCUUAUUACCAAUGCAAAGAAGGCAGAAUCGUGGAGAACGGAAUCGGCAUUAUCGAUAUCAGGUCCGAUUUUGGUGAUAAGGAUAAGCCUCCGGGAGGCCUUGGGCCAUGCGACAAUUAUUUGGAUGUUUGCUGCAAACCGCCGGAUCUACAGCCACCAGUCACGCCUCCACCAGAGACUAGAAUCGGAUGUGGACAGCGACAUGCUGAAGGGGUUGGCUUCAGGAUCACCGGCCAAACCGAUAAUGAGGCCCAAUUUGGAGAAUUUCCGUGGAUGGUGGCUAUUUUGAAGGAAGAGGCCAUCGGCGAGAACGGCCAGAAAUUGAAUGUUUAUCAGUGUGGCGGAGCUCUUAUCCACAAACAGGCCGUUCUCACUGCGGCUCACUGUGUCAAUGGGAAGCAACCGCACGAGCUAAAAGUUCGCGCUGGAGAAUGGGACACGCAGACGAAGAACGAGAUCUAUCCGCAUCAAGAUCGCGACAUCGAGAAAGUCAUUGUUCACGAGGGAUUCCAUUCGGGUGCGCUCUACAACGAUUACGCUAUCCUGAUCCUGAAGACUCCGGUCGAUUACGCGGAGAACGUUGAUAUCGUGUGUUUAGCGGAUUUGUAUGCGAACUUCGACGGAUCCAGGUGCUUCGCCAGCGGAUGGGGAAAAGACGUAUUCGGUAAAGAGGGACGUUACCAAGUGAUUUUAAAGAGGGUGGAGCUUCCUGUAGUGCCGCAUAAUACCUGUCAAGACAUUAUGCGUACCACCAGGUUGGGAAAAUACUUCCUUCUAGACAGAAGUUUUAUCUGCGCGGGUGGGGAACUAGGAAAAGAUACCUGCAAGGGCGACGGUGGAAGUCCCCUCGUGUGUCCGGUGAAGAAUGAUCCAACUAGAUUCGUUCAAGCUGGCAUCGUAGCCUGGGGACUUGGCUGCGGCGAGAACGGAACUCCCGGCGUUUAUGCUAACAUAGCCCACGCCCGUCGAUGGAUCGACGAACAAAUGGCCUACCACAAUCUAGACAACAGCGUCUAUCAAUAUCCCAACUAAUCAUUUUCACCCGUGCCAUUAUUAAACACGCGAAUUUCUUUUUGAUUCUGGUAGAUCAUUUGUCAUAGAUCCCAUUGAUAUUUAAGUGAAUUCUUUUACGUCAAAUGAUUCUACAUUGAGAACAAAUUUAAUGUCUGAUAAGCUACACAUUGACAGUCAACAUAGAAUUCCGUAAAUCUCUCUAAUGUUAAGACGUUCAAUCAGCGUUAUGUUCGUAAUUUGAAUUAGUCGUUCAAAAAUGACUGUUGAUUUGUGUAUGUGACAAAAAAUGAAUAAUCAUUGUAAAAAAUAA